Molecule: messenger RNA, 2406 nt
Organism: Aureobasidium namibiae CBS 147.97
Lineage: Eukaryota; Fungi; Ascomycota; Dothideomycetes; Dothideales; Saccotheciaceae
Exons: 9
Coding region: 1-2406 (801 amino acids)
Biological process (GO): glucan catabolic process
Molecular function (GO): beta-glucosidase activity
Source: RefSeq, a predicted model, not a curated record
AUGCAUCCUCCAUUGAACUCAAUUGCCGUGGCUCUGGCUGCCAUCGGUCUUGCUGGUGCUCAGAACAGCAGCUGGGACCACAAUUUAUUCACCUCAAGUCCGCCGGUAUAUCCAAGCCCGGAGACUGCUGGCAUUGGCUGGGAGACCGCUUUGGCUCAAGCAGAGGCCUUCCUAGCCAACCUCACCCUAGAAGAGAAGGCUGGAAUAGUCACAGGCUCUGCCGGACCUUGUGUAGGCAACAUUGCCCCUAUUGAGCGCCUGGGCUUCGACGGACUCUGCUUGCAAGAUGGUCCACUGGCGAUCAGACAGGCGACUUAUGCUUCAGUGUUUCCUGCCGGACUGACAGCUGCUGCCUCGUGGGACAAAGGACUCAUCUACACCAGGGGAUUAUACAUGGCUCAAGAAUUCAGAGGCAAGGGAGCCAACAUUGCGCUUGGGCCAGUUGUCGGACCUCUGGGUCGCAACGGUCGCGGUGGACGCAAUUGGGAGGGUUUCUCACCCGACCCGUACCUCAGCGGUGUUGCUGUUGAACAGACUAUCUGGGGCAUGCAAUCUACAGGAGUACAAGCUUGUGUCAAGCAUUAUAUCGGAAAUGAACAGGAGACUCAACGCAACCCAAGCACUCGCAACGGAACGACUAUCCAAGCAGUCUCAUCGAACAUCGAUGACCGAACUAUGCAUGAGCUAUACUCCUGGCCGUUCGCUAACGCUGUCCGAAGCGGUGUCUCUUCCGUAAUGUGUUCGUACAACAGACUCAAUGGUUCCUAUGGCUGUGCGAACUCCAAGACGUUGAAUGGCAUUCUCAAAGAGGAGUUUGGCUUCCAGGGAUACGUAAUGAGUGAUUGGGGUGCUACCCACAGCGGAGUGGCAUCGAUCAAUGCGGGUCUCGACAUGGACAUGCCCGGUACGAUUGGGUUCGUCGCAGGAGGUAACAGCUUCUUCGGCGGCAACAUUACCACCGCUGUCAACAAUGGUUCACUCUACGAGGCUCGUCUCGAUGACAUGAUCAAACGUAUCAUGAUACCGUACUUCCAUUUCAAGCAAGAUACCGAUUACCCUCCCAUCGAUCCGAGUGGAGCUACCAAUGGCUUUUUCGGUGCUGCCGCUUUGACCGUCGACUUCCCUCUUGGCUCUGUUGCGAAUGUUGAUGUUCGCGCAAACCACGCUACAUUGAUUAGAGAACUCGGUUCCGCCGGAACAGUCCUCUUGAAGAACGUCAACGGUGCUUUACCAUUGAAGGCACCGAAGAAUAUUGCAGUCCUGGGUAAUGAUGCUGGGGAUGUCAUCAAUGGCGAAUACUUCGCUACCGCACCUUAUUCGCAGAACCCAUUUGGAUAUGAGUAUGGCACACUUCCUGUUGGUGGUGGUUCGGGCACCGGGCGCAUGUCCUACCUUGUCGACCCACUCACUGCAAUCAAAGCUCGUGCUGCACAGGAUGGUACUCUUGUGCAAUAUAUUCUGAACAACACAUUGUUGUCGACACCACGUGGUCUUGCAGGCCUCCAGCCAUCACCACCUGAUGUCUGCCUUGUUUUCCUCAAGACCUGGGCAACAGAAGGCCUCGAUCGAAGCUCACUGCUGGCAGACUGGAAUUCGACCGCUGUUGUCGAAUCGGUGACUAGUGUGUGCAACAACACUGUCGUUAUAACCCAUUCGGGCGGAUUGAACAUUCUGCCCUGGGCUAACAACCCCAAUGUUACUGCGAUUCUUGCAGCCCAUCUCCCAGGUACCGAGACAGGCAACGCCAUCGUGGACAUUCUCUUCGGUGAUGUCAACCCUAGCGGUAAACUACCUUACACCAUUGCCAAAACACAAGAGGACUACGCCUUUGCCGACAUCACCAACGGCACUACUUUAGCUACCACUAGAGACCCUAACGCUUGGCAAUCGGACUUCAAAGAAGGUCUUCUGAUCGACUAUCGCCAUUUCGACUACUACAACCAAAGUGUCCAAUACGAGUUUGGAUUUGGUCUUUCGUACUCGACCUUCGACAUCUCGUCUUUGAGUGUCACUAAAGUUUAUGGUGGUUACAACAUCACCAGCACUCCUCCCCCUGCCAAGAUCAUCCCUGGUGGCAACCCUACUCUCUGGGAUGUCCUUUACCGAGCUACCGUGACUGUGUCAAAUACAGGUGAUGUUGGUGGUGCCACCGUCCCACAGCUGUAUUUGUCACUUCCUCAGGUCCCUGGUGAGGAUCCCACUCCACUCUAUGUUCUCCGUGGAUUCGAGAAGGUUAGCUUGCAACCAGGGCAGAGCACGGUGGUCAACUUUGACCUCACCAGACGUGAUCUCAGUUAUUGGAGCGUGUUCCAGCAGGAGUGGGUCAUCGCUGGAGGAGACAUCCGAGUCUCGAUUGGUUUGAGCAGCAGGGAUUUCAAGGCGACCUCUUCGAUCAGGGUUCUCUGA